AGGAAAAUGUUUAUUGGAGGUUUGAACUGGGACACUACAGAUGACGCGCUCCGGGAUUACUUUUCACAAUUUGGAAAAGUGGAUGCGUGCACGAUUAUGCGUGACGCUGCAGGUCGCUCGAGGUGCUUUGCGUUUUUGACGUUUGAAGAGCCUGCGAGCGUGAAUGCUGUGAUGGUGCGAGAACACUUCUUGGAUGGGAAAAUCAUCGACCCCAAAAGAGCCAUCCCGAGACAAGAACACCAACGCGCCACGAAACUCUUCAUCGGCGGAUUGGCGGGCAGCGUCACUUCCGAGAGCAUGCGCGAGUUCUUUUCCCAGUUUGGGAAAGUCAUUGACUCGACGGUCAUGUUGGACCGCGAGACAGGGCGAAGUAAAGGGUUUGGGUUCGUUUCGUUUGAGGAU
This is a messenger RNA of Laccaria bicolor S238N-H82, 402 nucleotides long. RefSeq lists its product as uncharacterized. The annotation marks the transcript as partial. Gene Ontology annotation, molecular function: RNA binding. NCBI's taxonomy places the organism in Eukaryota, Fungi, Basidiomycota, Agaricomycetes, Agaricales, Hydnangiaceae. The transcript has 3 exons. The record is from RefSeq and is a predicted model, not a curated record.